Eimeria mitis is the source of this 1632-nucleotide messenger RNA. Its product is annotated as TCP-1/cpn60 family chaperonin, putative. Gene Ontology annotation, molecular function: ATP hydrolysis activity; ATP binding; ATP-dependent protein folding chaperone. Bases 1 to 1632 code for a protein of 543 amino acids. Lineage: Eukaryota; Apicomplexa; Conoidasida; Eucoccidiorida; Eimeriidae. The record is from RefSeq and is a predicted model, not a curated record. Gene Ontology annotation, biological process: protein folding. The transcript is spliced from 9 exons. Gene Ontology annotation, cellular component: chaperonin-containing T-complex.
AUGAACAUCGCCACCGACGAAUUCGGGAACCCCUUCAUAAUCCUGCGGGAGCAGGAGGAGAAGAAACGCGUCAAAGGAAUUGAAGCCCACAAGGCACGGGCGAACAUAACGGCUGCAAAAGCGGUAGCCGAUUCGCUGCGUUCUUCUUUGGGCCCCAAAGGAAUGGACAAAAUUAUUGUUGGCCCUGAUGGCGACAUUACUGUUACAAACGAUGGAGCAACAAUUCUAGAUAGGAUGCAGAUAAAACACCAGUGCGCCAAGCUGUUGGUGGAUUUGUCAAGAUCUCAAGAUGCAGAAAUCGGCGACGGAACAACCGGCGUUGUCAUCCUGGCAGGGAAUCUGCUUGCGGAGGCGCUUCGUCUGAUUGACAAAGGGCUUCAUCCCCUCCGUGUUGCGGACGGUUUUGAGGCUGCUGCUCAAAUUGCUGUGCAAUGUUUGGAAGAAGCGGCGAUAGAAAAAGACGUCUUGGGUGCAGAUCAGGAUCUUUUGCGUCAGACUGCCAAGACUGCGCUGGGCUCGAAAGUCGUGAGCAGCUGCAAGGAGAAGUUGGCAGAUCUCUGCGUGCAGGCAGUGCUGGCGGUUGCGGACAAGGAGAGGAAAGACGUGAAUUUAGACAUGAUAAAGCUGGACGGCCGUGCAGGCGGUCUGUUGGAGCAGUCGACGUUGGUGCGGGGUAUUGUGCUGCACAAGGAUUUGAGCCAUUCGCAGAUGCGCAAGGAGACAAAAGACGCAAAGAUCGCCAUCUUGACAUGCCCCUUUGAACCCCCGAAGCCGAAGACAAAACACAAACUCGACAUCACCAAUGCUGCAGACUACAAGAAGCUGCAGGCUGCCGAACAGAAUUAUUUCAAAGACAUGAUUGAGCAAGUUAAGAAGGCUGGAGCAAACUUUGUCAGUACUUGGCACAUUUCUCCAUUCCUUCCCUGUCCCACCCCACCCCUGUAUGUGGUGUGUCAAUGGGGCUUCGACGACGAGGCGAACCAUUUGUUGUUGGCUGCGGACAUUCCGGCGGUGCGUUGGGUUGGGGGGGUGGAAAUUGAAAUGCUGGCGAUUGCAACCGAAGGCAGGAUCGUCCCCCGAGCGCAAGAACUCAGCGCCAGUAAACUGGGGAAAGCUGGGUGCAUCCGGGAGGUCCCCUCAGGCACAAUGGGAGACAAAAUGAUCGUCAUUCAAGGUUGCAGCAACUCGCGUGCAGUGACAAUGGUUUUGUACGGGGGUACCCAGAUGCUGGUGGCCGAGGCAGAGCGUUCGGUGCACGACGCUUUGUGCGUUGUCAGUGCAUUGGUGCGCGAUGGAAGGGUAGUAGCUGGCGGGGGUGCGGCAGAAAUUGCUGCAGCGCGAGCGGUGGAGAGUCAAGCGGAUUCAGUUUCUUCAGUUGGUCAAUAUGCUGCACGCGCGUUUGCCGAUGCACUGCUCGGGCUUGCCGAAGCGCUCGCAGCAAACUCCGGACUCAGCCCAAUUCAUGAGGUGCAACGCAUUAAGGCGCUACAACAGCAAACGAACUGCCCGUACUACGGCAUCGACUGCAUGCAAACCGGGACGAACGAUAUGAGGGAGCAGCAAGUCUGGGAACCUUUUGCUUCCAAGAAGCAGCAGAUUCUCCUCGCCACCCAGGUAGGCCUGAAGCCGUAA